GUAACCUCCUUGGAGAUGCCCUUGAGGCCCGAGAAGUCGCCCCAAGAGCCCGAGAAAGGACACCCAAGAAGCCCAAGUCCGGCGAGAAGGACCCAGGAAUCCCCCAAGAGCCCAAGAAGAGACCCAGGAGUCGCCCAAGAGUCCCGAGAACGGAUCCAGGAAAGUUCCCCAAGGAACCCGAGAAGGAGGAGCAGAAGUUCCCAAGAGGCCGGGAGACCCAGGAAGUCCCCCAGUGGCCCGAGAAGGAGAACCCAGGAGUCCCCCAAAAAGAGGAGACCCAGGGAAGUCGCCAGAACCCGAGAGGAGACCCAGAGAAGCCCAAGAGCCGAAAGGAGACCCAGGGGAAUUCACCGAGAGGCCCGAGAAGGAGACCCAGGAAGUCCCACAAGACCCAGAAGGGACUCACGGAAGUCGCCCAAAAGCCCGAGGAAGGGACCCGGGAAGUCGCCCCUGUCCACCGCGCGCACCCCGUACGACUUUCGAUUCCCUGA
Messenger RNA from Penaeus vannamei (Pacific white shrimp), 491 nucleotides. Lineage: Eukaryota; Metazoa; Arthropoda; Malacostraca; Decapoda; Penaeidae. The record is from RefSeq and is a predicted model, not a curated record.